Molecule: messenger RNA, 1742 nt
Organism: Aspergillus ruber CBS 135680
Lineage: Eukaryota; Fungi; Ascomycota; Eurotiomycetes; Eurotiales; Aspergillaceae
Product: Protein kinase domain-containing protein
Exons: 4
Coding region: 142-1614 (490 amino acids)
Biological process (GO): autophagosome organization; autophagy; protein autophosphorylation
Cellular component (GO): cytoplasm; autophagosome
Molecular function (GO): protein serine/threonine kinase activity; ATP binding
Source: RefSeq, a predicted model, not a curated record
CUAUUUUAAAGGGAUUUGGAUCUCGAGGUUUCAUUGUUUGUUACGCGGUAGUUUGUUGUUUUGAUGGAUUAGGACGGAUAGAUAUGGUGUCGUCAACGCAUCCUCUAGUUACUACUCCUAAAACAUACUUACUUACGCAACAUGGCGCACCCCCUGGACUAUUGGAGGCAGCAACUACCAACCUGGACUAACCGCCUACAAACAAACAUCCACGACCUCGUGCAACCAGGAACUGCCAGAGCAACACAAUAUCCCCAUCUCCACGAAGCAUUCGCAGGUCGACUUGACGAGGCCUGGAUCGCGAGACAUGGCGAACAAGUCUCGCUGUGCGACGAACAUUACACACUUGAUAACGGUAAUGCGGCCAGGGCUGACGCAGAUGAGUUCCAGGCAUAUGUGAAUCAUGGGAAUGAGCUCCCAUACGAGAACGCGGAAUACCGGCUCCGGAAUAUGUGUCGCGUGCUGAAGGGGCGUAUGACUCCUUAUGCGAAUAUCGGUGGUGGCACCUACGGCACUGUCUUUCUUGCUCGAGAGCCCGAUAAAGAGAACCAUACGAAAUACAAGCACUACGCAAUCAAAGUUGAAACACACUGGAACAUGGCAAAUCGAGUGGUCUUCAACUGUAAACCUACUAUGACCGUUCUCGACGAGCUCACACGCCAAGGAUGCCACUACAUCCCCCACGAGGCGCUUCUUUUGAUGCUAGUGUAUAAUAAUGACAGGUUCCCAAAGAUUGACUCGGUCUACGUCGAUGAUGAGGCACACUCAAUUGUCAUGGAAGCGUGUAUAGAUCCUGAUCUUCUCAGAAUAGACCCUAAGGAAUUACAAACAAACGACCCAGAGCUAAGGCGUAUCAUUGCUUUCACGGGCAUGUACCUCACACACAAAAAGAAGCCUAUUCUUAACGAGGAAGAAGUGUGUAAGGUUUCGUCGCAGAUUUUCGAGGGUUUUGCUUAUCUUCGGCAUAUGAAUAUUUCCUACGGCGACCUGUCCAAGGCUAACUUUAUUGUCGAUGAGUCUCUCAAUACAAAACUAAUCGACCUAGGAAUGACCACCUUCGGCUUCACCGACUCCGACUUCCAAGCAAACUCUUGGGCCCACGUAAUCGGCCAAGAAAACAUCCUCACCCCAGAGAUCGCCCUCGAACUCUCAAAACCGGACUUAGAACUCCAAGACCGACACCAAAUCCAAGUAGACAUCCACAUCCCCCAUGACACCCGCAUCGCUCAUCUCUGGCGAAUCGGCGCCCUCACCUACGAAAUGCUACAUGGCUAUGCACCCUGGGAGUCGCCCAACUGGGAACCCGCGUUGGGCAAGGUGGAUGAGUCUAGGCCCACUGAUACGCACUGGAAGGAGGUUUAUAAGCGGCGAGAUCGGAUUAUUAAUGAGGAGUUGCCGGUUCGGGAGGACUUGUCACAGGAUUGUGUGGAUAUGUUGAGGAUGAUGUUGCAUAAGCAGCCGACGGAGAGGGCGACACUGGAGGAAUUGUGUUCGGUGCCUUGGUUUGGGCAGUGGGCUUAUCAGGAUGAUAUGGUGUGGGUACGGCCAGAUUCUGAGCCAUAUAACCAAAAGAGAAGGGAUGAGAGUCUUCCUUGUUGGAGGAGGACGUUUUGAUAGUAAGGCAAGUUUUGAUAUUCGUUAAAGAAUCAGUGCUGACAAAACGUUGUCGUUAAUCGAUGUCUCUAUAGCUGCUGUAUAAAAGAAGUGGUUGUUGCCAUAUGGCGUUGCAACUGUAGAAUUGA